CUAGUGUCGAGCGGGGGUACUGACAUUCACCGGAGACGGAAGCGUUUGUGUUGGUUAGCUUUAGCCGGCUUAGCGGUGCUACAAUCAUACGCGUACCGAAGACAAGAAGACAUCUCGCAAGAAACGUUUUGAAGAACAUAUAUGUCAUUUGGCGGAAGUCAAAACGGCGGCCGCCGCACCAGCAAAUGGGACCAGCCGGGUCCAGGUUCCGGUGGUGCGACCGAGGCUGCACCCACCGGGGCUCUGGAUGCCGCUGCUGCCGUGGCCGCCAAGAUUAACGCCAUGCUGAUCGCCAAGGGCAAACUCAAGCCGUCACAGAUAGGCACGCCCGGAUUCGUUGAUAAGGCACUGGCCACUGGGAAGCCUCUGGUGCCAGCAAAGACCAAAGAUGACCUGGUGGUGGCAGAAGUCGAGAUCAACGACGUCCCCAUCACCUGCCGGAAUCUCUUAACGCGAGGACAGACGCAGGACGAGAUCAGUAAAGUGAGCGGCGCCGCCGUGUCCACCAGAGGGCGCUACAUGUCGCCAGAGGAACGGAGCAAAGCGCCACCGGGGGAUCGGCCGCUGUAUCUGCACGUUCAAGGCCAGACCAGGGACAUCGUGGACCGGGCGGUCAACAAAAUCAAGGAGAUCAUCACCAAUGGAGUGGUCAAAGCGGCAACCGCAACGUCCUCGGCGUCCCCUUCCUUCUCCUCGUCCGGCGUGCCGUCCGUUACAGUUUAUCAGCAACCGCCUCCGCCCUCACUGCCCCCGAUGCCCCCCCACAAACCACACUUCCAGACCGGGAUGCAUUACGUUCAGGAUAAAAUCUUUGUGGGCCUGGAGCACGCCAUCCCGGGCUUCGCGGUCAAAGAGCGCGUGGAGGGUCCCGGCUGCUCGUACCUGCAGCACAUCCAGUCCGAAACCGGGGCCAAAGUCUUCCUCAGGGGAAAAGGCUCGGGCUGUCUGGAGCCCACGUCCGGACGAGAGGCGUUUGAGCCCAUGUACAUCUACAUCAGCCACCCCAAACCGGAAGGUCUCGCAGCUGCAAAAACACUUUGUCAAAACCUGCUUCAGACCGUUCACGCUGAGUAUUCCCGCUUCCUCACUCAAAUGAGCUCAGUGAUGCCAUCUCAGCAAGGCUUCACGCCGCCCCCGGUGGUGAACGGGAUGCCCCCGCAGCCCGCCUUCUACCCCCCAGCCGGGUUCCAGCCUGGCUUCCCGCUGCCCGUGCCCCCGCCUCAGCCCCACCCUCCACCACCGCCCUUCUCCGUCCCGCCUCCCAUGCCUCCCGUGCCACCCAAGGGUGUUCUCCCUCAGUACCCACCUGGGACAACUAUAAACAUCGCACCGCCUGUGGGUCCGGCGCCUGUUCCUGUCCCCGUUCCGCCCCCCGUUCCUGCCCCGGCUCCAGUGGCUCAGCCCCUCCCACCUCUCGUGUCCUUUCCUCAGCCGGCUGUGGCGCCGCCCAAAGCUCCGCCUCCCGCCAUCCCGACCAACCCACCUCAGAAGAGACGCUUCACAGAGGAAGUUCCGGACGAGAGCGACAGCGGCCUGCUCGGAUAUCAGCAUGGACCCAUUCAUAUGACUAAUUUAGGUGCAGGCUUCUCAGCGGGCGGCCCCGAGACUACAGGACCCCCGUCAUCGAGUUCCUCUGGCCCGCCGAGUGAGAGGGACAGUAGGCAGCUAAUGCCUCCACCCCUGUUGCCUGUAAAUGUAGUGAGACCGCAGCUGGAAGACAGAAGGGCACCGCAAGGCCCCGUGGUCGAGCCUGCGGGGAAGAGGAUGAAAACGGGAUUGGUGGCGUACGCGGGCGACUCGUCGGACGAAGAAGACGACCACUCGAGCAGCAAAGCUUCAGGGCCAGGUAACCCUGGAGCACCCCCUUCUACCUCCUUAGACUGGAUCCAGGGCUAUCGCUGCCCGCCUCCGCCACCCCCCCGGGCUAAAACGCAGCCCCAGCCGCAGUCUAUGCCCUUCUGGAUGGCGCCCUAACAACAAAAACCGGGACGUAGCAAAAGUCCGCCGUCACGUUUGCUUUAUUUUUGGUCCGAGUCAGCAAAGUCUUUAGUUAGUGCACAGGUGUAUAGUGGAAACAUGAACACUUUAAGAACACUUUGGAAGGUCACAGCAGCCACGCCACUCGGAUUGGACAGAACUGGGAAUACCAUGAAUAUAGUGUCUUUGUAAAAACAAUAAAAAUGUGGCCAUUGCAACAUC
Messenger RNA from Doryrhamphus excisus (bluestripe pipefish), 2199 nucleotides. RefSeq names its product KH domain containing 4, pre-mRNA splicing factor (gene khdc4). Gene Ontology annotation, cellular component: nucleus. The record is from RefSeq and is a predicted model, not a curated record. Gene Ontology annotation, molecular function: RNA binding. NCBI's taxonomy places the organism in Eukaryota, Metazoa, Chordata, Actinopteri, Syngnathiformes, Syngnathidae.